Molecule: messenger RNA, 1476 nt
Organism: Paramecium sonneborni
Lineage: Eukaryota; Ciliophora; Oligohymenophorea; Peniculida; Parameciidae
Source: the annotation of a GenBank genome assembly
AUGAAUAAAUACACUUUGAAAUUUAUGGAUAGCAAAAUAGAGGCUCAAUAUUAAGAGUUUAGAAGAAAAGAAAUACUAAGAAAAGUAUUUUAUACUAUGACACCAAUCAGUUUGAUAUUCAAUAUUUUAAAAAUAUCUGUUGAUAUAGCAAAACACAAAUAUGAUUAAUUGUUAAUCAAUUUUGCAAAUAUGGCAGUAAUUCUAAUUGGUGUUCUUCUAUAUAAAGUAAAUGAGAAAUACCUUAGACUUGUUAUAACUGUAUAUAGUAUUAUAUCAGGUUUGUUACAGCUUAAUAUAGAUCCAGAAGAUGCAAAACAAUAAGAUUAUUAUAAUUUUGGUAGCAUUGUUACUUCUAUAUAAUCAGUACUUUACUUUUUAAGUGACUUUCCUGAUGCUUGUAUUUAAGUAAUAUGUCAUUGCACAAUAAGAUUAUUAAUUACUUCAAUAACAACAAAAUAUGUAGAUUUCUAGGAUUACUUAUUGAGCUUUUUUGUUAUAGCUUUUUAAUUUUUAGUUCUAUACAAAUGUGAUUAGAAUUCUAGAAAGCAUUUUUUGCUAAGAGCUAAAGAGGAUUAAUGGGAUAUUUAGUUAAUAAAUUUAAUUAAUUCUCCAUUUUACUAAUUUAAAUUUAUUAAUGAGGAGCUUAAAUUUGAUUUAAUUUAAUCUAAUCAAUUAGAAAUGUUUCCUAAUUAUAAUCCAAAUUUUUGUGAGGGAUGCAAUUUCCGUAGAUUCUUAAGGUCUACUUAAGUGUAAGAAAAUUCAAAUUUGGAAACAUAUUUAUUCUAAUUUAAUAUGAAAAAUUUGGAAAAUACAUUUGAAAUUAAUCUAUUAAAUAAUUAUCGAUAUAAACUUAAAUUUAUCAAUUUAGGUGUAGAAACUAAAAAAUAUCUUAUCAUUUUAAUUAAUCUCAAUAUCAACAUUAAAGAUCAAAAAUAAAAUAUUUAUAUUAAAUAAGCAAAAGAAGACUUGUACAAUACAGUCAAAAUACUCUAAAAGACUAAUUCAGAAUUUAUAAAUUCCUUUAGAAUGGGAGUAUUAUCAUUAAUUUUACUUAAUAGUCAAUAAAUAAAAAGAAUUAAUCUAACAAGACGAUUUUAAUAAUGUAUAAAAUUAUUCAAAUAAUUUGGAUGGAAAUUCAAAUUAAAAUCAAAACAUGACAUUUACAUCAAUUCUUAUUAUUGUUUGAUUAAUAUCUUUUUAAUCCAAUUGUUUUUACUAUUUUAAAAUUAAAAAAAAUAAAUCCAAUUAAUUGAUUUAAUAGAAUUAGAAAAUGAAGUAAUGAUUUGUAUUUAGCCAUAUGACUUUUAAUAAUUUAGAGUUGAAUUUAAUGAAAACUUUUUUAUAAAUCAAAUAAAAAAUAAAAUUUUAAUACAAAAUAAUCUGAAUAAUUAAUAAAUAUAACUUAUUAAAUUCGUUGAAAUAGCAUUUAAUUAAAUUGAUAAACAAAACAUAUUAGUGGAUGUCUCACAAUUAUGA